GGCUUUGGUGUUAACAGCUACUGAGACUGACGCAAGCUAGUAGAGGAAGGGGGACUGGCACGGAGCAGAACAAGCCUCUCGGCAGACAAUUGGAACAGGAAGCAAGGAAGGAAAGGGUCUUUCACCCGGAGGAAGACUGGCAAACUCAUUGGGGUUGUGACAAGACAGCCACACAGUAGCUCCAGAGACCAGCCAUUUCUCAGACGAUAAGGACACACUGAGAGGUCCACCGCAGAUCAGAAGAUGAACAACACCUUGUCAAACAUCUCCAUUAAGUGUGUUCGGGACACCAGUGUAACAGCUGUGGUUUUCCCCUUUCUAUACAGCAUCCUCUUUAUAGUCGCCCUGAUACUUAAUUCCCUGGCUGCAUGGAUCUUCUUCAGCAUCCCUAGCACCUCAACAUUUGUGGUCUUUCUAAAAAAUGUGGUGGUGGCUGACUUGCUGAUGACCCUGACCAUACCUGUGAGAAUCUUGAGCGAUGCAGGUGUGGGUUCCUGGCCACUUCGCGCCUUCCACUGCCGGUACUCUGCGGUUCUCUUCUACAUCACCAUGUACAUCAGCAUCCUGUUGCUGGGUCUCAUCAGCCUGGACCGCUACCUGAAGAUAGUCAGGCCCUUUGGGAAGUGUGCUCUGCAGCGGGUUCGUGUCGGUCAGAUUCUGAGUGCAGCCGUCUGGGUGGUUAUGCUAUCUUUGGCAUUACCCAAUGUUAUUCUAAGUGACCAGCCACCACGGGUAUCUGGAGGCAAGUUGAAGUGCACCUCCAUGAAGAGCAAAGCCGGCCUGCUCUGGCAUGAAGGAUUCAACUACUUCUGUCAGGUGAUUUUCUGGGGCACGUUGGCCUUGAUGGUGGUUUGCUACACGUUCAUCAGCAAAAAGGUUUAUGAGUCAUACAAAGCCUCAAGGAGCCGAUCUCAAGCAGCCAGUCGCAGAACCAAAGCGAAGGUAUUUGUUGUGGUGGGGGUUUUUUUCAUCUGCUUUGCCCCUUUUCACUUUGCACGCGUUCCUUACACCCUGACCCAAACCGGCAGCCUGGCGAGUCAUUGCCGGGCACAGAAUGCACUCUAUAUCGCCAAGGAAACCACCUUGUGGCUGUCGGCCACAAAUGUGUGUCUGGACCCACUUAUCUAUGUGUUCCUGUGUAAGGUGUUCAGGAAAAGACUGACAGCCGCACUCUGCCGUAAGCCAUUCCACGGAGGUACCGUGGAGUCUCCCACAGGAACAUCAACUCAGCUGGAGAUGUCACAGGUAGCCUAGAGCAACAGACUCAUAUAAUGGGAUGCCUCAGUAACAAUGUGUGUAAAGAAUGUGACUGAACAACGUACAAUGGAACAUAAUCAAUAACUGUAACUGUCAAGGUGGGAUGACACACUGCCUGAAAGAAUGUGCUAUUUUACUUGUAAAUAGCAUUUUAUUUUGGUGACACAAGUUGUAAAAUUAAUGCAAUGUGAUCAAAAUGUCAAACAUGUCCGGAGGUGGUCCAGAAGUUUUAUAACAACAGAAACUACUGUACUUACCAAGCACUUCUGCCACACGUUUGCAAAGUCAUCCAAUAUGUUUCCUUAAUUGUGCUUACUGUCAUUUUCCACUUCCUUCUCUCUAAUCUCAUCCAAACUGCACUUUUCCUUUACAAACUUUAGCUAAAGGGUAAACAUCUUGUAUUAAUUCUCCAAUGAUUACACCACACGCACAGUGUGACCAGUGACUGAAAGAUAACAAAAUGAGUCAGGAACAAAGGACAGCAAUAGACACUGCUUACAGCUAUAGCUUCUGUGUAAUACAAAUAACAAUAAUACCGUAAUAAUAAAAUGUAUAUAUUCCUUA
Molecule: messenger RNA, 1821 nt
Organism: Dicentrarchus labrax (European seabass)
Lineage: Eukaryota; Metazoa; Chordata; Actinopteri; Moronidae
Product: P2Y purinoceptor 13
Exons: 5
Coding region: 244-1254 (336 amino acids)
Biological process (GO): G protein-coupled receptor signaling pathway; negative regulation of adenylate cyclase activity
Cellular component (GO): membrane
Molecular function (GO): G protein-coupled purinergic nucleotide receptor activity
Source: RefSeq, a predicted model, not a curated record